This is a messenger RNA of Puma concolor (puma), 1098 nucleotides long. Lineage: Eukaryota; Metazoa; Chordata; Mammalia; Carnivora; Felidae. The record is from RefSeq and is a predicted model, not a curated record.
CUUAUUGUCGCCUGCUACCACGGCUUUGUGGAUACUGUUGUGGUCUUAGCAGAGUGCCCCCACGUUGACGUCAACUGGCAGGACAGCGAGGGGAACACGGCCCUAAUCACGGCUGCGCAGGCAGGACAUGCCACCAUCACCAACUACUUGUUGAACUAUUUUCCCGGCCUUGACCUUGAAAGGAGGAACGUGUUUGGGUUCACGGCCCUGAUGAAAGCCGCCAUGCAGGGCCGGACGGAAUGCAUCCGAGCCCUGAUGUUGGCAGGGGCGGAUGUCCAUGCCCGGGACCCCCGCCGUGGGAUGUCCUCCCAGGAGUGGGCUGCUUACACGGGACGGUUGGAGGCCGUCCGCCUCAUCCAGAGGCUGCUGGAGCGACCCAGCCCCGAGCAGUUUGGGGAAAAGUACAAGCCAGAGCUGCCGCUCCCCCCGGAGGCCGUUCUGAAGCCCACGGGCUCCAAAAACUGCUUGCAGAGGCUCGCCGAGUUUGUGCGGUCCGCGCUGACGCCCCGCUCACGCCAGGGCCUGGAGGAUGGGGGCGUCCUGGAUCACAUGGUCAGGAUGACCACGAGCCUCUACAGCCCUGCCGUGGCCAUCGUCUGCCAGACUGUGUGCCCCGAGAACCCGCCCUGUGUGGGGAAGAGGCGGCUGGCGGUGCAGGAAAUCCUGGAGGCCCGGGGGAACCCGGACACGCACGCCCCGGAGCGCGAUCAGGUAGAGGGCGCCGAGCGGCAGUCCCGGACCCUCCAGGCCGCGGGGGUCUCCAGAGAGGGGGCCCCGAGAGCCAGCCUCCCGUCUCCGCAGCUGCCAGGCGCCCCGCGGAGGGCCAGCCUCCUGCCCCUGCAGCUGCUGAGGAGGACCAGCGUGCGGCCCGGCGUGGUCAUCCCCAGGGUGCGCAUCAGCAAGGCGCCCGCGCCCACCUUCCACCCGGAGCGGGCGGCCGCCAAGGGCAGCACCAAGGACAGCGCCCACCUGCAGCUCCCCAAGUGGAGGUACAAAGAGGCCAAGGAGGAAAAGAAGAAGGCGGAAGAGGCGGAGAAGCAGCGGGCGGCGGCCGCGCAGAAGGAAAGGCGGGCGCCGUCCUGGAGGAAAAGGACGUGA